CGACAAAGUAACGUACAAGUUUCAAAUGAUUUAGCUGCAAAGUCCCUACAAAACUAAAAAAGUUAGAGAAUGCACUUUCAAUAUGUGAUGUCAACUGAUGUAGCAUCUUUUAACAAGCACCGUUUGAUUUAGUGACUCGUCGUCUUUUUGAUAAAGAGCAGUUUUGCCACUAUAGUGAUUGAGAAAAUGAAAAGAGAGACAUACUAGCAGGCAUGUUACCAUAAUUUUCCACCUUUUCUUUGUAAUUUCAGACUUCGCCGUUAUAUGCUUUAGAAGAAUCCCCUUUUAUUUGAGAUGCAUGCCUGAAUGAAGGAAAGGAUCAUCAGUUACUUUUAGAAGUUAGUAUCAAAGCAAAAUCAUGAGGGAAGGAUCACAAACAGCUUUUAAUUGUCACAUUGGAGAUACAGAAAUCAGUUAGGGAAGCAAAAGCAUUUAUUAUGGGUCCUCUUGGAAUCAAAUGAUUUAGACAUCUACCGAAAAUGGAACUGCAAAGGAGGAGAGUGGAUUUUUGAUUCCCACUAUCGGUAGAGCGUUUUACUUUUCAUGCGCUAACUAAUACAGUGAUGUACUUUACUCUUCUUUCUUUAGUAAUUUGACAAUUACGUUUCUACUUUUAAGCAGCAUUGUUGGCAUUGUUUCUUUUAAACCCCCUCCCCUUGAAAAAUUGAACUUAUUAGUACUUCUUGCUGCUGGUUUGCCGAAUUUAUUUCAAAGUAAAAUACUAUAUAAAAUUUCCAUUGUAUUGGCUUGAUGUUUUCUUAGAUAAUUUCAUUACAUUUUAAAGUUUUCUAAAGUCACUGUUGUCCGCUUUUGGUUCUUGCUAAAGACUCGAUGAUUUUUUGCCAGAAUUCCACCGGGUGACAAAAUGAUGGCAGCAAAUACAAAUUCUAGAAUUGGUGUCUGUAAUGAGACUUCAUGCAGUGAAAAUGAGGAGGAAACGCAUUUCUCGAGCUUGUCACUGACUCUCUUUAAUUUCAAGGACUUGAUAGAAGACCUUUAGCCCGAACCUCGGAUAUUCAACAAUAAAAUAUUACUUGCCAGAUCCUAAAAGGGUAUUUACUCGAAAGCUCGCAGUUUAUCACAGCGUUACACUUUUAUUCAAAGAAAUUUUCCGUGUUCAUUGAUUGCUUCCUCGUGUUUAAUCAAACCUCAAAUAUUUGAGGGAACAUAACAGCAGCAAUUAUUUCAGAGACAAAAGUGAAAAACAAAUUUCGGCACCAUAGGCCUUUUUCGGUACAUCGUCAAAAGCGAGUGGAACCUGUGGGGUCACCACUGAGAAAAGGUUAGGAUAUGCGAAUGGGAGGCCAGUUUUUGAGCAAGCAGACAGAUAUUGAAUAUCAGGGUAAAGCAAAUUCAAAGACAAAGAAUUCGCCAUGCUUAAUCCUUCUUGCUUUGUUUUCCUAUCUAUCAAAGAGAUAAAACAAACAAGGAAUUAAAAACCAGCCCGAGUGCAUGAACAUUAAAAAAUCUGCCUAUUUGCAUAUAAAAUUGUCAUUAUUUAACUCAAAUGCUAGCCAGUAGAUGCUGUUUUCAAGAAAGGAGGACAUCCAAUCCUUCUGCGACGAAUGAUGUUUUAGAGCAAAAUUGCAAAUGUGUGAUUGAUAACAGGCAAGCGGAAUAGAAUUUGUUCAUAUUCUCAUUGCUAUGGGCACGAAACAUGUGAGAUGGUGCGAGAAUGUCUUACAGGCUGCAAGCCGCAUGAGAAUCAGUGAACUACAAUGAAAGAGAAGUGUGAUUGCCACAAGAUAGAUGAAAAGCUAUAUCAAAUUUGGUGUUUUUCGAUUAAUUUAUCAACAGGGAAUCAGGGGGAGCUAAUUUUGCUUCAUUUUGUUUGAGUAAUAGCAAAAGGCUUAACACAAUUGGAGAACCAAGGUAAUAAGUCAUUUAAACCAUCAAUAUACAUUUUCUAGGACAAAGCGCCCAAGGAGAUAUUGGUAUGUGAAUUGACAAGGAAACAUAUUUAUCGAAAGAGGACCGGUCAUAUGGCUCAAAAUUUAACAAGAAUUUUAUUCAGCUGGAGGCCCCAUGAAGUAUUCAUCUUGAUAACGUUUAAAAAUUAAUCACUUUUUGUGUAAAACUGAUAUUGGCUCGGUGCUAUAAAAGCGGGUAGUUUCGUAGACAAUCGUAUGAAAAAGCCUACUGCAGAGCGAGUAAGGUGGUUUCAGCCGGGAGGCAUGCGACAAUGAUAAGGCCAAGCUGAUCUUGUAUCGGAGCAAAGUAGUCGAGACGAGGAAGUUUAUGAUAAACGUACACAAAUCGGCAAACAAGUCAAGACCACUAUUGUAAGCUCGUGUUUACUUUUCAACAAACAAAAAGAGAGCGUCAACGUCACUUAUAAACAAAAUGAGUAGAAUAAUUCAAAGACGCAUUGGAAAUCUGAGUAUCUUCAUCCACUCCCGAAAGAAUAAAGCACAAUCUGCAUGAAUGGUUGUGAAGCUUAUACGACUGGUCCUUAUUAGCAACACAAGAAGCUCAUUCUCUGUUUUAGCACAGAGCUAGCUGCGUUGACCGCCAUUCAGACGAAACUUUUUACCGGUUUUAUCGAGACCCUUUUGAUUUGGAAAAUGAGCUAUAAACUGAGAGGCCAGAAAAGAAACUUGAACAAAGGAUUGUAUUGAACAUGUACUUCGUAUUUUACCUGGCACGAUAACUAGACAUUCUUUUGCAUCGUUGAAAAAGUACAAGUUGAGAUUGAGAAAGUUGAGAUGAUUUUUCAGUUGAGAAUCGCAAAAUUAUGAAUUGAUCUUUGUAAUCAUCAUCGAGGGUGUAAAAGCGAGAUUUAAUACUAGUUUAUAAUGAAGUGACCUGGCAUCAGAAGCAAAUAUGAUGAUUUUUAGAGAUAACUUCACAAACAGCACUGGAGGACAGGAUGCAUGGAAUACAAACAGCGAAGGGUACAUUAUUUUAUAUGCAGUCUUAUGCUCUGUUAUUUCACUUGCAACAGUUAUCGGUAACGUAUUACUGUUUUUCACGGUUCUGAAAACCUCACAAUUACGAACCCCGACAAACUCCCUUUUGCUCAGCUUGGCAACAGCUGAUUUGAUUGCAGGGGCAGUGAUGAUACCUCUAUACGUGCAGCAGUUCAUCAAAAAUUCAACACAGAGCAGCAAUGAGGACGAGAAGCUUUGCCUUGUGCGAAAAUUUCUAUUUUUGCUUACAUCUGGUGCCUCAAUAACAAGCCUCGCGGUAGUCAGCGUAGACAGGAUGUUCGCCGUCUCGUACCCAUUUAUUUACGCGCGGCGCAUGAAUGCGAAAAUUGUCGCUGUUAUUAUCGCAACCGUUUGGACGGUGUGCGUUACGUUAACGUCCAACGCAGUCUUUGGCAUGAUUACUGAAUGGAAAGACAUAAUGAAAAACUGCGGCCCUGGCAUUCCGCGCAGCAGCUACUUCAUUGUCACCCCAACAUUAUUUUACGUACCGGGUGUGAUGAUUUUGCUAUCGUAUUUAAAGAUUUACUCUAUAGCCCGAAAGCACCGUCGAAAAAUAACCGCCCAACACGAGCCCAGUGUACAACCACCUCCAGUUUCCGAUGUUGAAGUCUCCAAAAUCGAUCAGGAGACCAUGAUCAAUGCUCGGGCUCGUACUUCGACUCUAACAACGACGAAGCUCUCGGUAACAAGUAGGUCGACAAGCCGACAAAGGAGAAUAACAAGAAUUCGUACAACAUUAUCAAAUGAUCUGAAAGCAGCUAAAACUGUUAGCAUUCUCGUUGGCCUGUUUCUUAUUUGCUGGUCUCCUGUUGCAAUUUUUUACAUCUAUUUGAACAGCGCGAAGAUUGACAUCAUAUCAAGACCCAAAUACAAUUAUAUCCAUGACGUUUUCAUGUUGCUGUCAUUUCUAAACGCUGCGAUCGAUCCUAUUUUGUAUACACUGCUCAACAGAGAUAUGAAAAGUUCUAUGAAAAGACACCUAAAAACAUUAUUUAAGUUAGAUCGAUAAGUAGCUGUAAACGAAUUUCUUUACUGUUGUGAAUAGAAAUACGAUGGUGCAUUUUUUAAAUUUCCCAAGGUGCUGUUUAGAACUUUCUGUGUAGCACUUUGAACAGAUUUUAACUUCAUACGACGCUGGCAGUCAUCAGAAAAAUGCCAAAUACAGUCUUAAGAUAGAUGUAACACUCUUUGAUAAUAUGCAAAGUUACUGGUUCGGUAUGAUCUAAAGGUAAAAAUUCUUUAGCAUCAUUUUAGUCCUUGAGUACCAGUGAACUUGCACUUGGCUCUGAAAGAGCUCACACUUGCUAAAGUUUCUACACUUUAAAUAAAAAUCUAUAAUAAAGAAGCACUUCCGGAUAGUUCACUUCACUGUAGAUAAAAUAACUAACAUAUCGAAAAUAUUCAGUUUUGUCUCGUGUUUGAGGUGGGACAGGGGGGAAUGGGACAGUAACUUUGAUUAGAGAUAACUGGUACGCUGUUGUUUAUGAUGCGUUGCGUAAGUAGUUGUUUUAAGAAUUUUUCUGCUUAAAUCAUGCAAUGAUUGUCACCGGAAUAAGACAAUGCAUUUAGGUUUAAAACUAUCAAAUACGUAGUUAGGAUUUAGUUUUAUUGUAGAGAAGCUGUCAUCAACUGUUAUUGUAAAAAAUUGCAAGUAG
Molecule: messenger RNA, 4585 nt
Organism: Rhopilema esculentum
Lineage: Eukaryota; Metazoa; Cnidaria; Scyphozoa; Rhizostomeae; Rhizostomatidae
Product: 5-hydroxytryptamine receptor 1D
Biological process (GO): G protein-coupled receptor signaling pathway
Cellular component (GO): membrane
Molecular function (GO): G protein-coupled receptor activity
Source: RefSeq, a predicted model, not a curated record